Messenger RNA from Mya arenaria, 6398 nucleotides. RefSeq names its product eukaryotic peptide chain release factor GTP-binding subunit ERF3A-like. Gene Ontology annotation, biological process: translation. Gene Ontology annotation, molecular function: translation release factor activity; GTP binding; GTPase activity. The record is from RefSeq and is a predicted model, not a curated record. The transcript has 13 exons. Gene Ontology annotation, cellular component: translation release factor complex. NCBI's taxonomy places the organism in Eukaryota, Metazoa, Mollusca, Bivalvia, Myida, Myidae. The coding region runs from base 94 to 1764 and encodes 556 amino acids.
UGAUGACACACGUGAAACGUGACGUCACGCUAAAGUCCACAUGCUAUUGCUCAAUCCGAAAAUUUCCGGAUUUUUAACGAAAAUAAACUGAAAAUGGAAUCUUCAAACAAUCAAUCUGGUGCGCCCGAUGAAUGGGACGAUGGCAUAAAUGAUGAACAAGUUGAUAACAAUUUAAAUAAGCCUCUAGCUGCUCUCAAUAUUGACGCACCGGCAUUUGUUCCGGGCCAGAAUCCAUAUGCAUUUACUUUUGUGCCUACUGGUGUUACAUCCAACGAUGGUGCAGGUGACACCAAGCCUGACCAGCCUCCCCCACAGCCUGCCAUGGAAGAUGAUGUGAAAGAUGAAGAUGAUGGUGGAGGAGCCAAGCAAGUUGCUGAUGACUGGGGUGGAGCUGAGGAGGAUGAAGAAGAAGAUGACGAGGAUAUGGAUGACGACAGCGAGUGUGAAGUGAAGAAGCCUGUUAUGAAGGAUAAGAUCGUGAAAAAGGCACACAUGAAUAUCAUAUUCAUCGGACAUGUUGAUGCUGGAAAAUCAACCAUUGGUGGACAAAUUUUGUUUCAGACAGGGAUGGUCGACAAAAGAACAUUAGAAAAAUAUGAGAAAGAAGCGAGAGAGAAGAGCAGAGAAAGCUGGUAUCUUUCAUGGGCAUUAGACACAAACCUUGAAGAGCGAGAGAAAGGUAAAACCGUUGAGGUGGGACGAGCGUACUUUGAGACGGAAAAUAAACAUUUCACAAUCCUUGACGCUCCUGGACAUAAGAGCUUCGUACCUAACAUGAUUGGAGGGGCAUCACAAGCAGACAUAGCAAUUUUGGUAAUAUCAGCACGAAGAGGAGAAUUCGAAACCGGGUUUGAGCGGGGUGGGCAGACGAGAGAACACGCUAUGUUGGUCAAAACUGCUGGCGUGAAGAAACUGGUUGUUGUUAUUAACAAGAUGGAUGACCCUACAGUACAGUGGGAUGAAGCUAGAUAUAAUGAAUGCAAAGACAAACUAAUACCGUACCUAAAGAAGUGCGGGUUCAACCCUAAAACCGACCUGGUAUUCUUCCCCGUGUCUGGUCUCACUGGUGCUUUCAUUCGAGAAAUACCCCCCGAGAAUGUCUGCCCCUGGUACAGAGGGCCAGCCUUUAUCGAAUAUCUGGACGGUUUACCGCCCAUCACACGAGCCCUAGACAAGCCUUUCCGUAUGCCUGUAAUGGACCGAUACAAGGACAUGGGAACCAUUCUCAUCGGGAAAGUGGAGUCUGGCAUCUGUGCGAAAAAUCAGACAUGUUUACUCAUGCCAAAUAGGUGUUCAGUAAAGAUCAUGCAGUUGUGGUCAUAUGAUGAGGAAACGGACGAAGUUCAUCCGGGCGAGAACGUUAAGUUGAAAGUCUCCGGAAUAGAAGAAGAGGACAUAUCUCCGGGCUUUGUAAUAUGUGCGCCCGAUGCACCCUGUAGAACGGGGAGAACAUUUGAUGCGAAGAUUGUGAUAUUGGAGCACAAGUCAAUCAUCUGUGCUGGCUUCAGUGCAGUGCUGCAUAUUCAUACAAGUGCGGAGGAAGCAACCAUUACAAACCUCAUAUGUAUAUUGGACAAAAAGACUGGGAAAAAGACACCGGCUAGGUUCAUUAUGCAGGACCAGAUUGGUAUCGCACGCUUCCAUGUGAAUGCUGGAGUUAUCUGCCUUGAGACAUUCGAUGAUUUCCCACAGAUGGGUCGAUUUACGCUAAGAGAUGAAGGUCGUACAGUUGCGAUAGGCCAAGUUUUAAAGAUUGUAGACUAAAUCACUCAAAACAGCAUAUUGACUGACAUUGCUAUAGAACUUUGAUAAAAACAAAUAGUGAAAACUGUGUUAUGUGGACAUAAAGGACUUGAAUACUGCCCUGGCACGAAAUCAUUGUGUCGACCAGAAAGCUUCUCAUUCUUCAAAAACAGCCACACAUCGCUCAUAAGCUGUCAUGGAACUUACAAGAAGCCAUGGUGGACAUGUAUGUGAUCAACGUUGUCACAUGAUAUGGACAUAUGAUCUGCAGAGUGUCACAUGAUAUGGACACAUGAUCUGCGGUGUAUCACAUGAUGAUCACAUGUGAAUAUAAACACUGUGUCACAUGAUCAUGUUAUAAAUCGUCAAGAAAGACAGACUAUGAAUAUGUCUUUAUAAAUCGUCAAUAAGAUCGCUUAAUUGACAUGUCUUGGAAAAUUGUCAAGAAAAACGCUUAAUUGACAUAAUUUUAAUUGGUAAUUUUCAAGAAAGACCCAUUAUGUCACAAUAAUUUGUCAAGAAAGACACAUAAUAUCUUUAUAAUUUGAAAGACGCAUUAUUGACAGGUCUGGUAAUACGUCAGGAAAGCACUAUUUGUCCUUGACAUGUGUUGGUCUGAUCCACAACUGUCCUAUUCAAAAGCUGAGUUUAUGUAGCGUUUUUGACCACUCAUUUUUUACUGCCAAUUUUUAAUGAAAUUAAUAAAAUUUAAAAGAAGUGAUUUGUGAGGGCUAAAAAUCAAAAAAAUCAUUACUGAAUGGUAGGGUUGGAUAUUUUGGAUGAUUUCAGAUAAUGCAUUUGAAUAAAUGUAAACAAUCAGUGAAAGGAACAGAAUUGAACAAGAAAGUUGAUAAUUUUUGUCAAUGAUAAUAAUGCGUAUGGUUUAGGCUAAGGAAAGCUUAGUUUUUGGCUUUGUCAAGUUUAUGCCAUCCGCAUUGAAAGUGCUAGAAAUGUUCAUGUUCGAGGAUUGUAUGGUUGUAAUACAAUAAUCAUGUGCAGGAUAUAUUGAGCAAUGACCCAUCUAUAUUAUUGUUUUAUGUUAAGUCUAAACAAGGCAAAUCUAAUAUUGUUGAUGUAUUGUUCCAUAAGAUUACAUUUUAUAUUAAGUAAAACAUGUAGAUAGAUAAAGAAGGGCUGAAUUGAGUAAUUGCGACCAGUCGUUUUAGGAAAAUUAUCUCAUUUUUGAACUUUUCAACAGUCAAUUAUUCCAUGUAUAAACAUAAAAAUGUGCUGCAGAAGUUAUACAUAAAACUCAUGUAUGAAAUGUUAUUUAUUUGGUGCUUAUCUCACUGGAGAUUAUGUUUAAAUGCUUUUAAAGUUGUUUCACUGCUCAAUUCUCAUAGUUUCUGGUCUCCUGGGCGCGUUGUGAAACUAGAAGCUUUUUUCGUGUGCAAGUGGCAUUCUUUGCUUUUGAAAUUAUGUUACAUGAACCCCAAAAAUAUUUAUUUCUAUACAUUUUCUACCAAUAUCUAUAAAAUGUGAGGAUUUUUUUUUAUACAUGAUACAUGAUGUUAUCUUCUCAGAGCAUUGCUAUGAAGAGACAUAUUUAACAUAAUUAGCAGAUUUCAUUUUGAUUAUGAAAAGAGGCUACACAAAGACAUUCCUAAAUUUAUUGUAAAUACAUAGGAUGGCUGACAUACUGGUCAAAUUAAUAAUCUUUAUGAGGCCAAAAAAUAGUUUGUUAGGCGUUUCCCAACCGAUUCACACAACUACCUGCCACCUGAUUUAUUUUUCUAACGUUCAUGUAGUCAUUUUCUUUUCAUUUCUCAAUUUGGAUUGAGGGGUUUGAAAGUUAAAAAAUAAAUAAACACCAGGGAUGUGAUUUGUCCGCGGAUUCGCGGAUUUCCGCGGAUCUAAUGCCCCAGGGACUCCCCCCCCCCCCAAAAAAAAAAAUAAUAAAAAAAAAUAAUAAUAAUAAUAAAAUAAUUUUUUUAGCUGAUUAAAAAAGUUACUAAGGUGCUUUUGGUUGUUAAGUUGAUAUACCUGUGUGCUUUAAAUUUCAAGUCAGAAGAACCCUCAAAAGAGCUUCUAAAAAGCCAGUUUUCUUCUAAGGCAGUGUGCUUUUGACCCCAAAAGUGCCAUAAGAACCCAUGGCUGAAAUGGUUUCAGCCCUUCAGCUGCCAGGUCAAUUACAUCCCUGAACACCACCACACUUCAAAAUGUCGGUAGGGGCACCCUGAACAAACUAUAAAUUAUGGUCUAAUUGGAAGGAAUCCAUGUUCAACUACAGAAGUAGACUUACAUAUGCGAUCUUGUUAUUGUUUGCCUGUUACAUGAACUAUUAAAGAUUUUAAAUUUGUUGUCUGGGAAACUCAAAACCAUUAAAGAAUUCAUGUACCUCAUUCUGUCCUCUAAAAUCUGCUCUCUCACAAAUUGACAGUUUUGAUUGACAGUUUUGAUCUUCUUUAUAAAAAAAAUUGUCUCAGAAUCCGCUCUUUUUGGCAUCAGUGCCUUCAAUUCAGUUGUAUAAGAUGACCCACAAUAGAACAUAUUUCAAUUGUGUGUUAAACUGUCGAAAAAUUCAGUUUUCUUUUAACAUUAGUAAAGCUAUUAGUCAUAAAACAUCAAUUUUCAAAGGUAAAUAUAAAAACUGCGAUCUGCUCUUUUGUCAGCAGUUUUAUAUCACUGGUUUCCAGACAUUUACCCUAAAUUGGCUCAUUCCAGGACAAAAAAUGAAAAAGGUGAAAAUAAUAAGUCAGUGAGAGUGCAGCUUUUACACAGUAGUACAGUCCUGUAUAAAGUGUAUGAUAUAAGUUGUUGAAAAAGUGCUUAUUUUGCUAUGAUAACAUGGCACCAUUAUCAUGCUGAUAAUAAUGUAUUCAUGAUAUUGAGUUAAAAGUGACACUCUUAUUCAAAAUCAAUACAUAUUCAUGUAAAACAUACAUAAAUUUUGAGUGCUACACCCUCAAAUAGUUAUUAAAUAAUGCACUUAUGAAAAAUAUUAAUUACUAUUAACAAUAUUAUAACCAUGUAUUUAAUAGCUGAAAACUCAAAAAUAUUAAAUGAUUGGUGAAUGCUAAAAGAUUUACUGCGAUCUACUAUAGUCUCACAAGGAAGCAACACAGUGUUUUCUGCACAUUUCUUUCAAAUUAGUCAGUAUCUCCUAUAAGAUCUAUUGUUUUCGACAUUUAUUCAUCCUUUUUGUUAUAUUAAAACAAUUGCAUUAAAUGUGUUAAAUCUUAAUUUUGAAUUGUAAUGCAUCUUUAAACUUUUAAGGCUUUUAGUUGCUGCAUGAUCACCAGUCUUUGCUGUUAACAUACUGUAGUUAUAAGAAUAGACAAGUUCAUAGCCAACUCAGUUGGAAAAGUAAAUUAUUGUUAUCUACCAUGCUUUUUGUAUAUUCAGCCACUGUUAUAAAUAUAAGUGAAAGUCGUUAAUCAUGUUUCAUGUUCAAAUUGAAUACAUUGUAUGUUAAUGCAUGUUUAAAGAUGAUUUAGUUGUGCAAAAUAGCCUCAAGUCCAUGCAAAAUUUUUAUGAACAAAAUUUAUUUUGGUUUCAAUGAGAAAAAAAAGGAAUUAUCAGUAUUGUUUGUAGAAAUAAAGAUUGUGUGGGAAUGAAAAUAUUGCAUUGACAUCUCGUCUUAAGUUGAUACUAAAUUUAAAGCAUUUUUUUUUCAUUAGAAUACGCUGUAAAAUGUAGGUUUAAAAAAUACUGUGAAAGGUGUGUAGUUUUUGUUACAAUAUUUCUUGCUAAAAUCAAAACCUUGUUGUCACAAUGAUGCACAUGAGGUUCUCUUGUGGGAAGAAUCGACAGGGGAGCUAUAUAUGUAUAUUGCUAUUAAUUUUAAGUUUAUCUUACUUUGUCGGUCUUGACUUAAAAAGUUCAAUAUUGAGCCUGAGGGUGUUUGACGUAGCUGCAUUCUGCUAAUCUCCAUGUGAAGUUUGAUGACUGUCCAAGGUUAUAAUUGCACUUGUGUUGGUUUUGACAAACUGCAUUUAUCGUAGCAAUAAACAUCUACUAGUAAUAUCUUAUACUUCAGAAAAGGUCUUCUUGUAUUUCCUUGUUGGCAUUCAAGUUUUGUUGCCAGGAUGCGAAAAGGUUGGAAGUGGCAAAAAAAGAAAUGGAUGAUACCUUUUCACUUAUCACCUCACACACAUAGCAAAAAGGGAAUAAAAUGUUGUCCCAUUUCCACGCCAUUGUGAAGCAGAAACUAACAAGGUGAUUAUCUUGAAUUUUGUAUGAUAUUUAAUACAUGUAGUUCAAUUCUACAUGUAGUUCAAUUCGCCUAUUUUUUUUGAGGGGGGUAGGGUGAUUAUUAUGUGUACAAUGAAAUUAAGUUAUACACCAUUACUUUACUAUAUAUGUGUUCGAUAACACAUCAAGUUAUACUGUGUAAGUAUCAGGUUGUUGAUUUAAAAUAAGUUUCUGAUAGUUAUUCAUUUACUUUAGCGAGAGCUUAGUGCAAAAGGGACCUAACUCCUUAUAUUUUAAUAUGGAGUUUUGUCCUUGCGUCUGAGCUCUUGAUAGGAACACGUGCUGCCCUGUAAGAUAUAUUUAUGUACAUUAUUUGUUUUCUGUUUGUUAUUGAAUGAUGGAAAAUCGUGUAUCUGUUCAUUUCUAGGGAGUUAAAAUCAUUAAUUAUUUGUCUUCAUAUGUUGGGGAAGGUCCCAAAUAAUUAUCUGCAGUAAAUAAUGAAUAAAGUUUUAUUUAUGAUA